Molecule: messenger RNA, 347 nt
Organism: Laccaria bicolor S238N-H82
Lineage: Eukaryota; Fungi; Basidiomycota; Agaricomycetes; Agaricales; Hydnangiaceae
Exons: 1
Coding region: 102-347 (81 amino acids)
Source: RefSeq, a predicted model, not a curated record
UUGCUGUUUCGCCUACUCUUAUUACCUUUGAAAUAUUCAUUUUAUUCUUUCCAUCUUCCCUUUUUGUUUCUCCUUUUUUUGAUCUUUCUCUUCCAAAAAAAAUGGUGGUAUACCCCACUGUCCACUCGCUUUCACCACUUACACUCGUUGACUCUCGCUCACUCAACCAACCUCCAUCAUACUCUCUCCCACAUCCCACAUCCCCACUUUUCAUAAUUGAUUUGUGCUUUCCUGACAUGGAGCAUAAUGGCAUACAAUACACCACGCGCACUUUUUCACAUCCCUGUUUACUUGGAAUCUCUCUCACUGGACCCGUACCACUCUCAAAUGUAUCAUGUGCUAGCUAA